ACGCAGUAACUCUGUGCGUCGUGGUCAGUGUCUCAGUACGCUCAGUACUGUCAGUAGUGUUCGAUACUUUGAGGACGUGACACGUGCGAUUCUCGAGAGCUCAUGCGAAGCUACUUGCGACGAAUCUGCUACGGAUUCUCACACAGUUCGUCCGGCGGAUCAUGUGCGGCAUGUUACCGAUGUUGGAGAAAAAUUCUCUGUUUCCGUUCAACCCCAGUCUGAAUGAUGAGAUUCAGCGGCUGUUCGACGUCACCCUCAACAAAAGGCCACUGCCGACAGUUGAGGAGGUGAUGGAAGAGUUUCGACAUAAUGGUCGCGACUUCGAAUAUUGCCCGGAUGUGGACACAGACGUAUCAAAACAGAACGCAUCACGGCGAAAGAAAAAUAAAAAGCCCUUGCCAACGGAGUGCGUGUUUUGCAGAAAUAAUGGGGAAGAGGAGGCGUACUAUCGGCAGCACUUAUUAAAAGACGUCGAAGGACGUGUUGAGUGUCCUGUUCUCAGGGCUUAUACAUGUCCAAUUUGUGGCGCAACCGGUGACAUGGCACACACGGUUAAAUACUGUCCAAAGGGUCCGUACAAUCCCAAUACUAUAAGCACAACGAACGUCUACAAGUACUCGAAGAACUCCACAGGCAAACGUCGCAAGUAGGAGUAAGAAGCAACGCAAGCAAGCACCUUUCGAGCGCACCAUAUCGAUAUCAACUGUUGACAGAGGCUAUCCCCGCAAUACGUCCAAGUGCCAACGAGACAAUCUAGUUCCCUAGGUUAUUGUACAAUGUUCCUCUUUUCGUACUUAACAUUUACACUGGUCUGUAAACGUGAAGACUGAGAGCCGACGUGAUCUCGCACCCUCAGCAAAUACGCCCUAAAUACCGGUCCUAAAUCGAGAUCGAAACUUGAAUUUUCCGCCGACACCUCUCGCAUUCUUUUAUUUUAAUAUCUGUUUUUAACUUAAUUUUUAUAUCUUUAACAUAGUUAUAUCUAUGAAACAAUCUUCUACCUCUUGCAUUUUUCUUACUUUUAAUCUAAUUCAUAAUGCGUCGGAAAUCCAUAUUGAUAAAAUGAACGUUCAUUUCGAACGAAAGCUGGUUUGUGCGUAUUUCGAGAGUCGCACGAUUGAGUCGAUUCAGCGACACGUUAUGUUUAUCAUACAUUGUAUGGUCAUUGCGACACGUCUUUAAUUGAGUUAAUUGUAAUUUUUGUUUACGAAAACAAAUAAAUAUCUUGGGAACACUAUUGCCUCUUGAGGCCGAGGAGGCAAUAGUUUUUCCAAAAUAUUUGAUAUGUUUCUUGAUUACAAAAGGCCGAGUGUUUUCUAAAAUUAUAGAAAAAGUGGCAUAUUUCGAGAGAUAGAUAAUACCUUCAUGAUUUCUUAGACAUCAAGACUACUUUCUGAAAAUCAAGCAUAAAAAAGCAACGCAUGAAUAUAAAAGAAAAAGAGGAAAAUCCAAUUCGACAGAUCCAUUUACAAAUCUGAUGAAUUAUGAAUUGACUUCGUUUUUUUUUUUCACUUAUCGAUUGAACUUGUUUUAAAAAUCUCUUGGAAUGCGGUCUUGAUAUCUAAAAAAUCAUGAAAGUGUUAUCUAUC
Messenger RNA from Wasmannia auropunctata (little fire ant), 1589 nucleotides. RefSeq names its product nanos homolog 1 (gene nanos). Gene Ontology annotation, biological process: oogenesis; negative regulation of translation. Lineage: Eukaryota; Metazoa; Arthropoda; Insecta; Hymenoptera; Formicidae. The transcript is spliced from 4 exons. Gene Ontology annotation, molecular function: mRNA binding; zinc ion binding. The record is from RefSeq and is a predicted model, not a curated record. Bases 162 to 650 code for a protein of 162 amino acids. Gene Ontology annotation, cellular component: perinuclear region of cytoplasm.